Messenger RNA from Dicentrarchus labrax (European seabass), 1147 nucleotides. Its product is annotated as inositol monophosphatase 1. Bases 8 to 931 code for a protein of 307 amino acids. Gene Ontology annotation, biological process: phosphatidylinositol phosphate biosynthetic process; inositol metabolic process; signal transduction. Gene Ontology annotation, molecular function: inositol monophosphate 1-phosphatase activity. NCBI's taxonomy places the organism in Eukaryota, Metazoa, Chordata, Actinopteri, Moronidae. The record is from RefSeq and is a predicted model, not a curated record. The transcript is spliced from 8 exons.
AUUAAUAAUGUUUAUUUUGUACAGAUCACAGGUCAGUGCUCAGAGUGUCUUUCUGUUCCUUAUAAGGAGCUGUUCCUCCAACAUGGCCGACCUCUGGCAGAACGCCAUGGACCACGCAGUAGCUGCCGCACGAAGGGCCGGACAGGUGGUGCGUGAGGCUCUGCAGGAUGACAGGAAGGUGAUGACGAAGAGUUCAUCCGUUGAUCUGGUGACACAGACCGAUCAGAAGGUGGAGCAGCUCAUCAUCCAAUCAGUGAGGGAGAAAUUCCCCAAACACAGGUUCAUAGGGGAGGAGUCUGUGGCUGCUGGUGAACCUUGUGUCCUGACUGACGGACCCACCUGGAUCAUUGACCCCAUUGACGGGACCACCAACUUUGUUCACGCAUUUCCUUUUGUUGCUGUUUCCAUCGGAUUCUCUGUCAACAAGCAGAUGGAGUUUGGUGUGGUCUACAGUUGUCUAGAAGAUAAGAUGUACACAGCGAAGAGAGGGAAGGGAGCGUUCUGUAAUGGAGAACCACUGCAGGUUUCCAACCAGGAAGAUAUUAAACAGUCAAUCAUCGCCACAGAGUUCGGAUCCAGCAGAGACCCUGAAGCUGUCGACAAAAUCUUUUCCAGCCUGAGGAACAUCCUGUGCAUCCCUGUUCACGGUGUGCGUGGUGCAGGAACGGCAGCAAUCAAUAUGUGUCUGGUGGCGUCCGGUUGCGUCGAGGCAUAUUAUGAGAUUGGGAUCCACGUUUGGGACGUGGCGGCCGGCUCGCUGAUUGUCUCUGAGGCCGGAGGAGUCCUGAUGGACGUGGAGGGAGGAGAGGUGGACCUGAUGUCCAGGAGAGUCGUCGCUGCCAACAGCAGAACCAUCGGCGAGAGGAUUGUCAAACAGAUCGACUCCUUCAGUCCGCCCAGAGACGACGCUUCAUCACUGCACAAACACUGAAUACACACCUGAAGGCCACAGGUGUUACACCGUGAGACAUGAGUUAGAACGGUCACAGUUUGUUGAUGAACACAGACUAUACAGACUGAUUGAGAAGGAUGAAGUUAACGGGGACAAGGUACCAAAGGAUGAGCACCAACUGAAAGUUAAUGCGCGUUAAUACAUUUAUACAGUCUGAUGUGUAAAAUAGAAUCCACAUUAAAAGUUUUAAAAGUC